Messenger RNA from Penicillium angulare, 213 nucleotides. RefSeq lists its product as uncharacterized. Lineage: Eukaryota; Fungi; Ascomycota; Eurotiomycetes; Eurotiales; Aspergillaceae. Bases 1 to 213 code for a protein of 70 amino acids. The record is from RefSeq and is a predicted model, not a curated record. The transcript has a single exon.
AUGGAAGAGCUUAGUCGCGCCGAGUCGACUAACGAUAACAUCAUACUGAACUGUCCCGAGGGACGGAAGAUCUCGCAAGCUGUAGCAUCCGCAGACGGUCGGGAUCAGCCAGCAAGCAUUGGAGAAAGCCGUGGAGCCCCACCACCGCAUUGGAAAGAAUCGGAGGCCCAGGUUGACCUUUCCCGGGGUCAGACUGGGGAGUCAAGUAUUUAA